Molecule: messenger RNA, 2084 nt
Organism: Paramormyrops kingsleyae
Lineage: Eukaryota; Metazoa; Chordata; Actinopteri; Osteoglossiformes; Mormyridae
Gene: cxcl12a
Product: chemokine (C-X-C motif) ligand 12a (stromal cell-derived factor 1)
Biological process (GO): immune response
Cellular component (GO): extracellular region
Molecular function (GO): chemokine activity
Source: RefSeq, a predicted model, not a curated record
AGUUGCAGAAGGGAGUGGAUUUAUCACCGUGACGAGACUGCCCAAGACAGACUUUGCUAGGAACCUAAGCAGCACAAGAUCUCGGACACCGCCCGCUAUGGACCCCAGAGUGCCCCUGCUGACCACCCUUCUGCUGCUGGCGGCGUGCGCGCUGGUAUCACACGCCAAACCCAUCAGCCUGUGGGAGCGCUGUUGGUGCCGCACAUCCAUCAGCAACGUGCCCAUGCGGAGCAUCCGCGAGCUCAGGUUCCUGCAGACCCCGAACUGCCCCUUCCAAGUCAUCGCCAAGCUGAAGUCCAACAAGGAGGUGUGCAUCAGCACGGAGACUAAGUGGCUGCAGCAGUACCUGAAGAAUGCCCUUAACAAGUAAGGCGAAACCCUUUCGACAAAGUUAAAAAUGCCAAGAAGGAGCAACAAGCCAAUUAGCAGGCUGGCAGAAGUAAAGGUGGCCCCACUCUCCCCCCUCCCCCAGCAGACCACACAGACUCCUAACGCUCACGGUCCCGGUCCUGAUCCAGCACUUACCCGCCAGCACUGGGCUGCCGCCGCCAACUGCCCCGAGGCCCAUCAGCGCCGCGCGGCGAGACACGCGUCUGACCGGCUGUGGCUCCAAGGCCCUGAACAUGAAGUCCUGUUCCAAAAAAGAUGCCAGAUGGAUGCCACCCCUGCCCUGCCCUGCCCGCCCCUCACUUCCUGUCCCAACGGAGGGUGAAAGGUCACUGAAGCGCUCUGCUCCGCCCACGCCCUGCCCAUGCUCCGCCCACUUCCCCUCCCACACCAUGCUCUGAAGCCUGCGGCAACGAGCCGUGUGCACGCCCAGGAAGGCAGGGCCAUAACCAUGCAGCCGCCACCCCGUUGGUAUCCUAGGCAAUGGAAGCCCAGCAUCCCUAAGUAUUUGGUGUGCAGCACAUUAGGGAUACUGCUUGUAAAUGUGCACGCAGAUGAGUAUCUGCCUUAUAUACAACUGUCCUACAGCACACCUCUGCAUAUCAGCGUAUUCAAGGUGUGUGCUGGGAACACAUACAGACUUUAUGGGCCUACAUACCUUUAUGUAAUAGAUAGGCCCAAAUUUUUAUUUUUGUAUGUCUCAUAAACCUUAUAAAUGAAUAUCUGUUGUAUUGAUGUCAGCUUAUCUUAACACUGAAGUACCAUUCAGUGGAACUGGAUUCUUGGCCAGUUGACAAACAGCGCCCCACUGUGGCCACAUUAGCGGCAGAGCCAGCAAUCCUCAUGCUGCCCCCCUGGCCUGCCAUACCCACCCAAUAACCCCCCCCCCCCCCACUCCCACCACAUUCAAUGUGAAUGUAAAGACACCACAACCAGCGAGUGGUGAACAUGCCGUCCACACUGACCUGCUGAAGGAAUACCACCUUGCAUUUUUUGGUUGUUUGUUGGUGAACAGACUCUCCCCCAGGACAGGCUCUAGCUAUAGAGUAGGUAGCUGCCUCGGGCCCCUGACUUACCCGUAUUGUGGAGGAAGCGAAAUGAUCAUCAGUUUUCUUGGUAGGGCUGCCUGCCUAGUAAAGCUUUGGCUAUAGGGCCCCUGAAAAGCUAGAGCCUUUGUUCAGAAAUCAGACUGUAAUCUUGGUAUUGUGUGUCACCUGAGCUCUUUUCCGCUGGCCGGGUUUCCUCCGUAGCUCUCGCUGUGGCUCCAUCAGUGAGACCCAUCUUUGGUCUGUUAUUUGUCCACCAGAGUAACUGGUGGUGCCUAAGAGUGCCUUAUUCCUUUGUGGAGGUCACAGCAUCACACCCCAUUGUGACAGGCGGGACUCGUGUGGCCUGGACCAGGAGAGUGAGUCCGUUUGAUAAUGAAAUGCGCUAAAUGUGACGUUAAAUGCGCAGCCCGGUGCGUAUGAACGGAGGACAUGGUGCCAGUUUCUGAGCCAGGUGAAGUAACCAGACCCUCUUAGUCCUCUCCUCACUCCCCAGACAAUGUGAAGACACCUUGUGUAAGGCAGCCGCCAGUCACAUAUUCGACGACUCCUUCCGCUUGUUUACUGUACCUCUCUGUCUGUAUACCGCCAUUCAUUGUUGUUCUUUUUUCACUUUUAUAUUUUUUAAUAAAGACAGACAAGUGAAAUGUU